AUGGAUUUAGUCAACUCAGCUCUUAGGAAAAACAACACUUUUGUGCAUCCUGAUUAUUUUAUAAUAGGUGGAUUUACUGACAUACCCAAUAUGAAGUAUUAUUAUGUCUUUCUCUUUGUUGUUUAUAUAGUUUCAGUUCUGGGAAACACAGUUGUGAUGGUAAUAAUAUGCUUUGAUUAUAAUCUGAGAACUCCAAAAUAUAUUGCUGUUUUUAACCUAGCAUUUACAGACCUGAUUGGUAGCUCUGCUUUGGUGCCGAAGGUUCUUGACAUUUUCCUGUUUGACCAUCCCUACAUCUCCUACGGUGACUGCUUGACAUUCAUGUUUUUCUGCAACACCUGCUUUUCAAUGGAACCUCUUAAUCUGGUUGCACUCUCUUAUGACAGAAUGAUAGCUAUCAUCUUUCCAUUACACUAUCAAGUUAAAGUCACCCACAGGUUCAUGUUUUCUUUGAUUGCCUCUUUCUGGCUCUUUGUCAUUACUGUUAUUCUCAUUGAAGUCGGCCUUCUCACAGGACAUUCCUUUUGUCAGUCUGUGGUCAUUAACAGCUAUUUCUGUGACCAUGGCCCAAUAUACCGACUGGCUUGUGAUGAUAAAACACCUGACUUGAUUAUUAGUAUGUUGUUAUCAUUUCUUAUUGUUUGGUUUCCACUGGUAUUCAUUGUGUUUACUUACGUAUAUAUCGGCUAUGCUUUGACUAAGGUGGCCACAAUUCAUGAGAGAGUGAAGGCUUUUAAAACCUGCACUGCUCAUCUGUCAUUAGUGGCAAUUUAUUUCUUCCCAGUAAUAAUAGCUUUUGCCUCACUGGGAAACUUACAUCCAAAUGCCAGGAUCAUAAGUCUGUCUCUGACCUCUGUAAUUCCUCCCACAUUGAACCCAAUCAUUUAUGUUCUGCAGACAAAAGAAAUCAAAGAAUCUGUAACAAAAUUGUUUCCAAUCAGUGGGCAGUUCAAAACUGCCAUGAAAAUAUAA
Messenger RNA from Monopterus albus (swamp eel), 972 nucleotides. Its product is annotated as olfactory receptor 1500-like. Gene Ontology annotation, cellular component: membrane. The record is from RefSeq and is a predicted model, not a curated record. Gene Ontology annotation, biological process: detection of chemical stimulus involved in sensory perception of smell; G protein-coupled receptor signaling pathway. The transcript has a single exon. Gene Ontology annotation, molecular function: odorant binding; G protein-coupled receptor activity; olfactory receptor activity. NCBI's taxonomy places the organism in Eukaryota, Metazoa, Chordata, Actinopteri, Synbranchiformes, Synbranchidae. The coding region runs from base 1 to 972 and encodes 323 amino acids.